Messenger RNA from Ectocarpus sp. CCAP 1310/34, 1663 nucleotides. The record is from the annotation of a GenBank genome assembly. Lineage: Eukaryota; Phaeophyceae; Ectocarpales; Ectocarpaceae.
AUGGCCACGAGCACAGCAUUUGCGAAGAUCAAGGAAGGGCUGGAUGCCAUCAACGACUGUGGGAGGCUUCGGAUAAAGUGGCCGAGAACGGAGCGGGAACUUCAAGCGAAGGCGCAGGGGUUUGCUGCUCGGAGUUCCCAACUUGACCCUGUCCUGAAGCGCUACAAGGGAUUUUGACGCUGGCUCUUUUCUCAUACUUUAUAACAGUACAAAGAAAGAAAACAACCUUCCCGCCGGAGGAACCUGGUCCGUUGUGCUAGUAUCAGUAGAGGAUAUCAUCAAGAGGUGUCGUGCGUGCUUGCACGUUCAGGUAUACUACUGGGGCUGAAAUAUCGAAGGUCGCAGCAGCCUCUGAAAACGGUCCGAAAUCUGCGCCGGAACCAAGCGGAACCCAACACUUAUCACAGCGUGCUCACCACCACGGACCGCAAACCCCUCAACUGCGGGUUGUCAGCAGUAGCUGGUGGCAUCAGCUACUGCUGUAAACCUGCAGUUCAGAAGAUUGGGUUCAGUGGCGGCGAGCACAAGCAGUACAAGACACUGGGUGUCGAUCUAACUUGCGGAGAUUUGCGGAGAUUGUGGGCCACUACAACGACACUCGAUACCACCACCACAGAAGAAGUUUUGAGCGCGCCAACACACCCCCCCGCUGCUAUAGGGUGUCCUCUAGUGAUAUUGGUACAAUGGACCAGGUUCCUAGCAACACCGGCCUUAUUUGAGCGCCUUCCGUUUGGACUCUUUUGACUUGAAUUUAGACUGGUGUGGAUUUUUAUCUUGGUUUCAAACGAUGCGUGUGGAGGUAGACGCGCGAAAAGCACGUUUUGAGCGGUCUCUACUGCCGCCCUGUGCCAGAAUUUUGGACUUGUUUUUUUUGCGAUGCCUUCCGACUGGUCGUAUGUGUCUCUAGUGCAUUUUCUGGCGCUCUUGCGUUUGUUUUCGAAAUUAGGCAACAUAGCAGGAGGUUGUCCGGGUACCCUUAACCCGCUGCAGUACACCGUUGGGGAACACAAUCACGCCAUGAAACCCGCCCUUGCCAUCACACACUUCCGUGGAGACAGAGUACAGAACGCGCCCGCAACCAAGAAACGUGACAUAUGGGUUGAGGCUCAAUUUCAUAUUUUCGACCGACCUGCCAGCCUUUGUUGCUGAAAUCAUUUUGCCGUUUCUUAUUUUUUGGCCUUGCAGGAUUUGCUUGCAGGAUUUGCUUGUUUCUUGUAUAAUGUACCGUUUGUCCCGCCGACGUUGAAGCCGUCACCCGUCUCCGUGUCUAGCGCGGGAAGCUGCCGUGGUUCUUGCGUCUCGCUGCAUUUGAUUGCCCUUUGCUUGAAAUCAAGACCUUGCCACCAUCUCUCACACAGCAGUUCUCGCCAUGACCCAGGCACACACCUCGACGACAAUCAAUCGCGCAACAGAAAACGAACUGAUGUGGCUUUCCCUCCACUGUGCCGUACAGUAGUGGCAUUCUCCAAAAGACAAACCACACGAAGUAGUUGAAAGAGAGGGACCCAACAGCCAUUCCGACAUUACGCCGAAUGCUCCGUGCGGCGAACAUUUGGGGUUGUCGCCUCCUAGACCUCCUGAUCCUUGCCUCCUCCUGCUCUACCUCCAGCACCCACGCACCAACGCCCGCGUCUGUCUGUCUUCAUCAGAACUGUGAAACCAG